Molecule: messenger RNA, 1881 nt
Organism: Venustampulla echinocandica
Lineage: Eukaryota; Fungi; Ascomycota; Leotiomycetes; Helotiales; Pleuroascaceae
Exons: 1
Coding region: 1-1881 (626 amino acids)
Biological process (GO): mitochondrial respiratory chain complex III assembly; protein insertion into mitochondrial inner membrane from matrix
Cellular component (GO): mitochondrial inner membrane
Molecular function (GO): ATP binding; ATP hydrolysis activity
Source: RefSeq, a predicted model, not a curated record
AUGAAUUCCUCUAACCCACAGUAUGGCGCGGCGUCGAGUACAGCCUGGCCUGGCGGCCACAACCCCGACCUAAGCUCGCCAAAUCCCCAAACUGCUCUUCUGGAACUCCUCUUUCCGGGCUUCUCUCUACUCUCUUCUGGAAUAUACAAAUAUACUAAAGUCGACCUCACGGUUUAUUUUCCCCUGCUCAUGGCUUUGGGCCUUGUUACAUUCGCAUCACGGUACAUUUCCGAUUGGGUAUGGGGCUUCAUGGAUUCGUACAUCAUGUCCACCGCCGAUAUCAGAAUUGACGAUGAAAUGUACAAUAUGUGCAUUUCUUGGGUAGCUAACCAGCAAUUUGCCAAGCGCUCUCGCCGUUUUGUUGCCAACACAAAUCUCAACAGCCGAACGUGGUUUCUUUGGCGGGAGUACGAUAAUGAAGAUGAUGAGGAAGAGGAGCAAGUCACGGUGGAUUUUGACGAAGAUGGCAACCCCGUCUCCAAGGUCAGCGGCAAAGAGGAGAAGAAGGUCCGGUUUACACCAUCCUUUGGCACCCAUUAUUUCUGGUAUCGAGGUCGCCUCCUCCUCUUCUCGAGGACCAAAGAUGUGCGACAGGGUAGCUACGGACCCGUCAGUGAGCGAGAGGAGAUAUCCCUGUCUAGCUUUGGCAGAAACCCAUCGAUUCUGAAGCAGCUCCUGGAUGAAUGUCGCUCUGAUUUUAUGAAACAAGAUGAGAGUCGCACGGUUAUCUACCGUGGGGGGCUGAAAUCUGGAACCUCGGAGCCACAAUGGACCAGAUGUGUGUCCCGUGUAUCUCGCCCCUUCUCAACGGUUGUGCUCGACGAGAAGCUAAAGCAAGGCCUCUUGGAUGAUAUGAGAGACUAUCUUCAUCCCAACACUCGCCGCUGGUACUCUAACAGAGGUAUCCCAUACCGACGAGGCUACCUCCUCCACGGGUUGCCCGGAACAGGCAAAACUUCUCUUAGCUUCGCCAUUGCAGGCUACUUCAAACUAAAGAUUUACAUCGUCAGCCUCAACUCCCCAUCCAUGGACGAAAAUAACCUCGGUACCCUCUUUUCCGAGCUCCCAAAACAAUGUGUCGUCCUCCUCGAAGACAUCGACACAGCCGGUCUAACACACACCCGUGACGACAAAGAAGAAACCGAUCUCACAAAAGUUCCCGGGAACAGCACCGCCGCCAAACCCUCCGAGCAGGAAAAGAAACCGCAGGGUCGUAUCUCCCUGUCUGCCCUACUCAACAUCCUUGAUGGUGUGGCUAGUCAAGAGGGUAGAGUUUUGAUCAUGACAACGAACCAUAUUGAGAAGCUCGACGAGGCGUUGAUCCGCCCGGGCCGUGUUGAUAUGAUGAUUAAAUUUGAUCUUGCCACUCAAUCGAUGCUCUCAACCAUUUUCUGCGCUAUCUUUGCCACUCUUGAGGGCGAUAUACCUGUAAAAUCCUCUCAAGCCGUCAUCCGGGGCCCGAAAUCCACUUCCCGUCGCUCGGAGAAUCAGAUAUUGGACGAGCGGCAACAAGAAAAGGAAGCGAUAAAGGCCGAGAUGGAAUUCCUAGACCGGAAGAAGAAAGAGGAUGAGAAAGUAGCGGUGCUAGGCGAGGAGUUUGCAAAUAUUGUUCCAAACAUGACGUUUUCUCCUGCGGAGGUUCAAGGAUAUCUUCUGAAGCAUAAGAGGGAACCUGAGAGGGCUGUUCAGGAAGCUGCCGAGUGGGUGAAGACUAUGAUGACAGAGAAGAAGAAAGAAAUCGAGAGAAAGGCAAAGGAGGAGGAGGAGAGGCUUAGGAAGGAGAAAGAAAAGAAAGCAAAAGAGGAAGAAGAGAAGAAUGCCGAAAACAAGGAAGAUGAAGGAAAUGACAGUUCCGAGGUUAAUGGAGUCAAGGAUGACUAA